AACCAACCAAAGAAACCAAUAAAUAAAUCCAAUGACUACUCAAACAUAGAAAUUACCCCAGAAAACCAAAAUAAUUCCAAAAGAAGAAAUAGUAGUAACUUGGGUACAACAGGUAGAAGAAACCAAUACCCAACUACAGCUAAUUCAAGAUAUCAAGAAAAUCGAACAGAAACUUGGCGUAAGUACAACGAUCCUCAAGAAAGGAUGACAGAAGUUUCAGAGAAACUUCAAAUGAGUUUUGAUCCCAAACAAAAUUUGGAUGAAGAAAGUGUAUCUCAAAGAACUUCAGAUAAUAAUGAAAAAACCAUGGAUAUUAGAGCAACAUCAGUACCAGGAAAUAGUUACACAAAUUGCUCUUCAACUAGACUCCUACAGGUACCAAACAGAACUACAUAUGAGUCUAGAACAACUACUCCAGAGGGAACAGGAAGUGUACAAUGUAAAAUAUGCUCUGGAACACUUGGACAACAUGAAUAUUGUGACUGUCCAAAUGCAAUAUAUAAUAAAUGCAGAGAGACAGGACAUACACACCGAAACUGCCCACAUGCUCCAUUAUUAAAAAAUGGAAGCUGA
Molecule: messenger RNA, 573 nt
Organism: Cetraspora pellucida
Lineage: Eukaryota; Fungi; Glomeromycota; Glomeromycetes; Diversisporales; Gigasporaceae
Source: the annotation of a GenBank genome assembly